AUGGCAACAGCAGCACUCACCGCUGCCAUCUCUACUGCAACCCAGCUCUCAAGCAGCGUGUCUUCGUCGCCACAGCCUUCAACUUCGUCGGUCUAUUCGGUGGCCGGCUCUGGUCAGGGCCCCGAAGGUGAGGAUAAUGGGGAAUGCAGGCUGCUAGGACCCUUUUCGCUCUUCGUCCAGGCGGCGCUCGGGGCACUGGCGCUACUAUCACUCGUAUAUAAGAGAUGGAGAGAGCGGCCACAGCGGCCGGUAAAGGUGUGGGCGUUUGAUGUUUCGAAACAAGUUUUUGGGUCUGCCAUGCUGCAUCUGGCCAACUUGCUCAUGUCCAUGUUCUCCGCUGGCCAAUUCGAGAUAACGAGCACAUACAAGCCUAACCCUUGCUCGUUCUACCUACUGAACCUAGGGAUUGAUACUACGCUCGGUAUCCCAAUCCUCAUCAUGAUCCUUGGUGCCCUGAACAGUUUGGCCUAUUACACCCCGCUUGCCGACCCCCCGGAGUCGAUAGAAUCCGGGAACUACGGUUCUCCACCUUGCGCAACAUGGUGGUUCAAGCAGUCCCUUAUAUAUUUUGUCGGGCUUCUUGGCAUGAAGAUUUGCGUCUUCUUCCUCAUCCAACUGUUUCCAUUCAUCGUCAAGGUAGGCGACUGGGCUCUGCGGUGGACCGAAGGCAACACGGCUGUUCAGAUCAUCUUCGUCAUGCUGCUCUUCCCCGUCAUCAUGAAUGCCAUCCAGUAUUAUAUCAUUGAUAUCUUCAUCAAGAAGACCAUUCACUCAGAAAAUGAGCUGCUAGGAGAGGAUGAAUUCCGGAACGCUAUGCUCGAUGAUGACCGCCACCGCCGCAGUGCCUUCCUUGCCGGUUUGGACGACGAUUCUGACUCUGAUGAAGACGGCGAUCUCGCCGGCAAGGUCAUUGAAAGUGCCUCUCCCAACAAGGCUGCUACACAUGCCCGGACCGUCGAAUAUGACCCGGAGAUAGAUGGGGAAAAUCCCCCUCCGGUUUCCUCUUAUUCCGCAGCUUCUGGCAGUAGUCACGGCGAAUAUGAUCCGGCUUCGUCUUCUACUAAAUUGACUCUUCAACGCAAUAAUGGGAUUUAA
Messenger RNA from Penicilliopsis zonata CBS 506.65, 1095 nucleotides. RefSeq lists its product as hypothetical. Lineage: Eukaryota; Fungi; Ascomycota; Eurotiomycetes; Eurotiales; Aspergillaceae. Bases 1 to 1095 code for a protein of 364 amino acids. Gene Ontology annotation, cellular component: membrane. The transcript has 2 exons. The record is from RefSeq and is a predicted model, not a curated record.